Messenger RNA from Cryptomeria japonica (Japanese cedar), 1678 nucleotides. RefSeq names its product serine/threonine-protein kinase SRK2A. The record is from RefSeq and is a predicted model, not a curated record. Gene Ontology annotation, molecular function: ATP binding; protein serine/threonine kinase activity. Bases 420 to 1517 code for a protein of 365 amino acids. The transcript has 9 exons. Gene Ontology annotation, biological process: protein phosphorylation; intracellular signal transduction. NCBI's taxonomy places the organism in Eukaryota, Viridiplantae, Streptophyta, Pinopsida, Cupressales, Cupressaceae.
AAUGCGGUUGGAUAGCAGAUGGAAACGAUCCGUUUCACUGUGGGAAGUAAAGACUUGAUCUUUUUCUUUGGGAAAGGGAACGAAUAGCAUAAAUGUAGUUACAAGGGGCGAAGGGGUUUCAUCCUUGUCACUCCAUCUGUCUGCGGUUAGUUACAAUCUUUAGUCCCCAAAAUGGCACGUGGAUACCCCCUUACCAUCUCUCCCGGGAGGGGACACGCCCUCCUGCCACAAACCCAAUACAAAGAGAGGGCCAGGGGGUAGUUUGAUAAGAGGGGUGAGCACUGAGCAGAAAGCACCAUGAGUGGAGAAAGCACGAGAGGCUGAGAGGGAGGGAUUCACUUUCACUCCUCUGCAUAGUGUUUUGCUCCAACUACUUAGGACUGGACUGGACUGGACUGACCUGACCGGACUGAGAAGAAAUGGAAAGAGGGGCAUCAUCCAUGGAUUUGCCCAUUAUGCAUGACAAUGAUAGGUAUGAACUUGUCAAGGACAUUGGGUCUGGCAACUUUGGUGUGGCCAGGCUCAUGCAAGACAAGCACACCAAACAACUUGUUGCUGUCAAGUAUAUUGAGAGGGGUGACAAGAUUGAUGAGAAUGUGCAGAGGGAGAUCAUCAAUCACCGUUCUCUCAGGCAUCCAAACAUUGUUCGCUUUAAAGAGGUAAUUUUGACACCAACCCAUCUGGCAAUAGUGAUGGAAUAUGCAGCAGGGGGAGAGCUCUUUGAACGCAUUUGUAACGCUGGCCGCUUUAGUGAAGAUGAGGCCCGUUUCUUCUUUCAACAACUUAUUUCAGGGGUUAGCUACUGUCAUUCUAUGCAAAUCUGUCACCGAGAUUUGAAACUGGAAAACACCCUGCUGGAUGGGAGUCCGGCUCCUCGUCUCAAAAUCUGUGACUUCGGUUACUCAAAGUCUUCUUUGCUUCAUUCUCAGCCUAAAUCCACUGUGGGAACGCCUGCCUACAUAGCCCCGGAGGUUUUAUCAAAGAAAGAAUACGAUGGCAAGGUUGCAGAUGUGUGGUCAUGUGGCGUAACACUGUAUGUCAUGUUAGUGGGAGCCUAUCCGUUCGAGGAUCCAGAUGAUCCAAGAAAUUUCAGAAAGACAAUUGGGCGCAUAUUGAAUGUGCAAUACACGAUUCCAGAUUAUGUUCAUAUCACUGCAGAAUGCCGUCACCUUCUAUCAAGAAUUUUUGUCGCAGAUCCUGCCAAGAGAAUCACAAUUCCAGAGAUCCGAAAUCACGAGUGGUUUCUGAAGAACUUACCCGCAGAUUUGGUAGAUGCAGCAGACACUAGUAAGAGCAGUAAUGGGGAUGAUGAGGGAGGGGAGGAAGGGGAUGAAGGAUCUCCUCAAACUCAGAACAUCGAUGAGAUAAUGAGGAUCAUAGCAGAGGCCAGAAUUCCUGCACCGGGAUUAGGGCUGAGGCAAUACUUUGGAGAUAGCCUUGACCUAGAUGAUAUGGAUUUCGAAAAUGAUGCCGACCUCGAUGUUGAUAGUAGUGGAGAGUUCGUCUGUGCAAUCUAAAGCUUUCUUUCCUUACCACGUGGCCUCAAUUGGGGGUUUCUGUUAUGCUUCUUUCUGCAUUAUCUUGUUUCAGGCUUCUGUGAUCAAAAUCAUGGCUAACCUAAAUCUGUGCACUGUACACUCUUAUGACGCAAUAAAGAAAAGUGCUGCUUUUUCUGUAA